AUGUCAUUAAUAGAAUCAAACGAGCCUAUUAAUAUCAUCUAUCCCGAAGGUUCUAAGGCGAUGAUUGCUGAAUGGGGAUAUCUUAACAAAUAUAUAAUAACAGGGCAUGAAGAUGGAAGCGUUGUUCAAUAUGAUUGGAAGACAGGUGAUCAAAUUAAAUCGGUUCACCCACAUACAGCUGAAAUUACUGAUCUUCAAAUGGCGGAAGAUCGCACUUACUUCAUUACUUCGUCGAAAGAUAAGUCCGCUCAGAUUUUUGAAUCUAGCACACUGAAUCACUUAAAAAAAUAUAUGACAGAUGCUCCACUUAACUCUGCUUCAAUAACCCCUAUUCAAGAUUUCGUAAUUUUGGGUGGUGGUCAAGAUGCUAUGCAAGUCACCACAACUACCAUGAGACAGGGCAAAUUCGAAUGUAGAUUUUAUCAUAAAAUUUUGGAAGAAGAAGUUGGUAGAGUUAAGGGUCAUUUUGGACCUAUAAAUACUAUUGCAGUACAUUCUGACGGAAAGAGUUUUUCAUCCGGUGGGGAAGAUGGUUAUGUUCGAGUGCACCAUUUUGAUGAAGAUUACUUUAAAUUUAAAUACCCCGAGUUGCAUUAG
Molecule: messenger RNA, 597 nt
Organism: Racocetra fulgida
Lineage: Eukaryota; Fungi; Glomeromycota; Glomeromycetes; Diversisporales; Gigasporaceae
Source: the annotation of a GenBank genome assembly